AUGUCGUCGGCUGCUGUUUGGACGUGGAUAGGCUUCGCGAACAAGUACAGCUGGAUUCCCGAGACAUUUAGUGGACAGGGCGACGCCCUUCUCUGGGACGCCAACUUCAACAAAAAGCCAGCGUAUACCAUUGUCUCCUCCAUGCUUGCUGCCGCUGCAACCGGUAGCAUUCCCACGACCACACUUACGCCUACCGUCACGAGCUCCCGCGUAACGGUGCUCGUCACUGUUACGACCUCUUCCCGUGCGACCACGACCACGGCUGCAUCGGGGGCGGAGCAGGUCCGUUGGGGACAAUGCGGCGGCAAUGGGUGGACUGGGCCAACUCAAUGCCAGUCUCUGUGGACCUGCACGAAACAGAAUGACUUUAACACCCAGUGUCUCUAA
This is a messenger RNA of Colletotrichum spaethianum, 387 nucleotides long. Its product is annotated as endo-1,4-beta-xylanase 1. The coding region runs from base 1 to 387 and encodes 128 amino acids. Gene Ontology annotation, cellular component: extracellular region. The transcript has 2 exons. NCBI's taxonomy places the organism in Eukaryota, Fungi, Ascomycota, Sordariomycetes, Glomerellales, Glomerellaceae. Gene Ontology annotation, molecular function: cellulose binding; hydrolase activity, hydrolyzing O-glycosyl compounds. Gene Ontology annotation, biological process: carbohydrate metabolic process. The record is from RefSeq and is a predicted model, not a curated record.